This is a messenger RNA of Pseudogymnoascus destructans, 1062 nucleotides long. RefSeq lists its product as uncharacterized. The coding region runs from base 144 to 482 and encodes 112 amino acids. The record is from RefSeq and is a predicted model, not a curated record. The transcript is spliced from 2 exons. Gene Ontology annotation, cellular component: precatalytic spliceosome; catalytic step 2 spliceosome; U2 snRNP. Gene Ontology annotation, biological process: mRNA splicing, via spliceosome. NCBI's taxonomy places the organism in Eukaryota, Fungi, Ascomycota, Leotiomycetes, Thelebolales, Thelebolaceae.
ACAAUACUUGCCACAAUACCUGCCACCAUACAAGACGACGAUACGGCGAGGCUCUGGGUACUAUAUAGGCCUACGAAAGAGCGAGAACAAAAAAGCACAACUAAAAAAGACAAGCAAAGAGCUCAGGAAACAAACCCGCAGCCAUGUCGCGCCAUCAUCCCGAUCUCGUAAUGUGCCGCAAGCAACCCGGCAUCUCCCUCGGCCGCCUCUGUGACAAAUGCGACGGCAAGUGCCCCGUCUGCGACGCCUAUGUCCGCCCCACAACCCUCGUGCGCAUCUGCGACGAGUGCAGCUUCGGCAACUACCAGAACAAGUGCGUCGUGUGCGGUGGGGAGGGAAUCAGCGAUGCGUUCUACUGCUUUGAGUGCACGCGCCUUGAGAAGGAUCGUGAUGGGUGUCCGAAGAUUAUAAAUCUGGGGAGUAGUAGGACGGAUUUGUUCUUUCAGAAAAAACAGCAGAGGGUGUUUGGGACGAGGGGAUGAGGUGUUUGGGAGGACGGUUUACUAUGGCUUUCUGGGGCUGGUGGCGUUUGGGGUUAGGUGUCUGAUGGUCGCGGAUUUGGGAUGGGGGGGGGGAGCGAAGGGAGGAUAGAGGAUGGACGAUUCACAGGAACGCUCAACGAAGGGACGAAGAUAGUCCAACAGGGGCCUAUAGAUUCCGCCGCCAAGUCGUGCAGUUUGGUGCGAGACAGGCCACGUGAGCUUUGGCUGUGCACCUCGAACAAGGGCAUCUGUGCCAUCAUGUCUGCCUGAGAGCCGUCAACCAUGGACAGAAGACAGGCCAAUUCCAUGUGCCACAGCAAUGAAAACCUUGUAUGAUAUUCCUCUUGUCGCUGCAUAUUGCUUGAUGUCAGGAGGCAGAUCCGUGAUUAUGUAAAAGCCUGGAGGCAAAUUCUAUCACCUCGCAUAUAAUUGUUUUACAGAAAAGAGUUUCUCUAGGUGACUUUUGUGGUUUUUAUAAUUACGUAUGCAAUGUUCCGAAGGGCAUUUUAGUAAAAUGGUAAUGAAAUCUAUGUAUGGACCUUAAGACUUCCUAAGAUCGUUUUCCAAAAUAAACCUCCGU